This is a messenger RNA of Carassius gibelio (silver crucian carp), 3894 nucleotides long. Its product is annotated as docking protein 4-like. Gene Ontology annotation, biological process: positive regulation of MAPK cascade; cell surface receptor protein tyrosine kinase signaling pathway. NCBI's taxonomy places the organism in Eukaryota, Metazoa, Chordata, Actinopteri, Cypriniformes, Cyprinidae. The transcript has 9 exons. The coding region runs from base 559 to 1647 and encodes 362 amino acids. The record is from RefSeq and is a predicted model, not a curated record. Gene Ontology annotation, cellular component: cytoplasm.
AAGGGUGGACUUGUGUUGUCUGCUGGAGCUGGAGACAGACAGCUGAGAGAGAAACAGCCGCUCGUGUGUGUUUGGUGCUUGAAAUUCUCACGCGCUGCGCGGCGUCUCGUCCUGAAACCCAAGACGACAACCAAGAACAGUCACUUGGAUUACUGUCCGCAGAUCUUAAGCCCGAACACAUUUAUUCCAGGAAAGCUUGCUGUUUUUUUUCUCUCUCUCUCUCUGUUGGGGCAAAGGCAAAAAAUCUCGCAUUUUCACCGUUUAAAAGCAGCAGUCUUCUCGGAAGGGGCUGCACCUUCGGCUGAACAUCAUCCAGUGAUCAUGCAGGAUUGAGGAGACGCCAAGAAUCCUGUCAGUGAACCUGGUCUGAAGAUCUACAUGACCUUCUGGAUGAGAAGUUCCACAAAAGUUGCAGAGCUGAUGAGAUCAAAGAAGACUGGAAGGCAAGCGAAGAAGUGAACGAAGGAAGCAGGGAGUUGGUUGGACUGGCUGAAGGGGGAUACCGAAGGGCUGGAUGCAAGCCUUUAUUCAUUCUAGAAGUUCCCAGGUUCCUCAGAGAUGGCCUCCAACUUCAAUGACAUUGUCAAGCAGGGCUAUGUCCGCAUGCGGAGCAGGAAACUGGGGAUCUAUCGGCGCUGCUGGCUGGUGUUUAAGAAGUCGUCCAGUAAAGGACCUCGCAGACUGGAAAAAUACCCAGAUGAGAAGUCAGCCUACAUCAGAGCCUGCCCUAAGGUGACAGAGAUUAGUAAUGUGAAGAACAUCACGAGAUUGCCUCGUGACACGAAGCGGCAAGCCGUGGCCAUCGUCUUUACAGAUGACACCUCUCGAACCUUCACCUGUGAAUCAGAGCUGGAGGCUGAAGAGUGGUUUAAGACCUUGUCUAUCGAGUGCUUGGGGACACGUGUUAAUGACAUCAGUCUUGGAGAACCGGACCUCCUGGCCGCUGGAGUUCAGUGUGAACACACAGAGCGCUUCAACGUGUUCCUGUUGCCCUGCCCCAAUCUUGACAUCUACGGAGAGUGUAUGAUGCAGAUAACGCAUGAAAACAUCUACCUGUGGGAUAUUCACAACCCUCGCACCAAGCUAGUCACCUGGCCGCUUUGCUCGCUGAGGCGCUACGGACGGGAUGCUACGCGCUUCACCUUUGAGGCUGGCAGGAUGUGUGACAGUGGUGAGGGCCUGUACACUUUCCAGACACGGGAAGGAGAGCAGAUCUACCAAAGGGUUCAUUCUUCCACUCUGGCUAUAGCUGAGCAGCAUAAGAGAGUCCUUAUGGAAAUGGAAAAAAACAGCAAGGUGACAUCUACGGUGAUCCUCAACCAGGAGUGGACACUGACCUCUUCUCUAAACGCCUUCCUCCAGAAAGACAGUCAACCUUUCCUGUGGGCCACGGCUGCCCUCAACCCCCGACACAUUACCCCACGUACCCCAGCGAGGAAGAUCCAUGCUGCCGUGCUGCCUCAGUCCCCCCCUGAGCCUGCCGGCGGCGCUGAAGGCACUUACUGUGGAAUGAGGGAAUGCACUGUGAAGCUAGAAGCGCUCACAUACCCUCAAAACAGACACAAGAGAUGCGACGAAGUGUUGGAACUGGCUCAUUCGCCUUCACGGUGCAAUAUGGUCACUCUUGCUGGGUUUCUGCGAAUGUAGACUGUACUGUAGGUUCUUCUCAAUAAUAUCUCUUAUUCUAACUCUAAUCUCAUGCAUGCUCUUCAACCCUAUGCAUGUCCCCCAAGGUAAGCAAUUACGGAAGAGCAACGGAGGGGUUCCUUAGACUCCUGUAGAAGUCCCAACUCGAGAGGGUGUCCAGCAAACCACAGCGGCCCGGAGGAAAGGCCGUAAACACUUCUGCUCUUCAGUUUGAGUAAUCCAAAGCGUGUUUUGAUCAGAUGCUUUAAUCAUGAUUUGAUUAGCAUGUCUGUAAGACUUCCCAAGCCCAGAGAACUGGGAGCACUUUCUAAAAGUGGCAUUUUUUUGCAUUUUAUUUCUCCUUUUUCCUUUCUUUAAAAUGGACAGUUCUGACAAACAAAACCGUCUGUCCAAUGUCUGUGAUGUGAUGAAGAAAGCCUUUUGGACAGAAGUGAGGGUUAGUCUCGCUCAUGUGCCUCGAGCUGUGGUUGAUCUUUUCAGAGAGACUGAUCCACCGUUUUAUCUGCAAGGUGUCAAGUGGGUCAGAGAUCCACGUAUAGAUGGAAUCAAAGAUUAUGAUUAUACCCAGCGGAUGUGGUUUAAAUGAAUUAUUUAUUUAUUUAUUGAAGUUUACCAACAAAGCACAAGACAAAUUGCAGUGUAUGGUAGUAGGUUUUCUUUAGUGGUUCAGCAAUUCUGUAUGUAAAAGGCUUUAUACUAGCUCUGUAAAAGAGGAGAAAAACAUCUUAAAUAAGGUGGUAUGCCUCACACGAGACCUGUUUCUGGAUUUCCAUGAUUGUCAGCUAUUUCCAGUUACUUCCAUGAAAUUAAGGGUAUCUUUAUUGCUUUCAUAUCUCAGCAGACAUUUAUAUUAUGUGGCCGUACAAUGUUUUCAGUCAGCUACACUUGUUGUGUUUUUCUCAUGCUGAAACUCAAUUUAUAACCCUGUGUGUUGGAGCGGUUAGUGCACAUUGUAUAAUGAGCUUGGUUGCUCAUGCAGGCAACUGGAGUUUGAUCGAUCUGACUGUGACUAGCUUGGUGAAGCUGGUUGACCAUGAAAGUCUUGCUGGUUAACCGUUUACAGUUGGUCCUAUUGGUUUAUCCUUCACUCUCUGUACUCCCUGUACUAUCCAUAUAAAUCAGUUACAUACAGGCCAAAAAUUAAAAUAAAACAAGCUCUUUUAUGUCUGGCAGUCUUGAGGGUGUGAAUACUUGUAGCUUUAUUCAUUUAUACAUAGUCGUUCAGUGCUGGGAUUUAUUAACUCAUGUCGUAUCAUUAAAAGGGAUUGAGCUGAUCUGAUUGUCAUGAUUGUACACUUUGAGGAAAAAGAGUUUUUUCAGGUUUCCCUGCAGACUUUUUUAGCAGUUCAUAUUUUAACAGCUCUUCAAAGGUGAGCAUUCAGUUUUUCUUCUUUUUUGCCAUGUCUAAUUUUCAGUUACUCGCUGUAAUGUACCCAAAAUAUGCCCACAUAAAUGAAUGUACACUACCAAAUGUAUGGGGUUAGAAGGUUUUUUUUUUUUUUUUUUUUUUUUUUUAAAGAAAUACUUUAAUACUUUCAACCGGGAUGUAUAAUUUUUUUUUUAUAAUUUUUUAUAUAAUUCAGAUUUGCCAUCACAUGAAUAAAUUCGUUAAAUAUGUUAAAAUAGAAAGUUCUAGUUCACAAUAUAACUUUUUUUUUUUUUUUUACUGUACUUUUGAUCAAAUAAAUGCAUAUUUGUUGAGGAUAAUAGACAUAUUUCUAAAAAAAUCUUACCGACCCCAAACUUAAGAUUUCCCUGUAUGUCCAUUUUGCAGUUUGCACAUUUGUUUUUAUCAAUUGCUUUACAGUGCUAUCCAUUAAAAAUGUAUAGAAAUUACAGGAUUUUUACAGGCUGUUGCUUGGUAGAUAUCUAAUAAUACCACACACCAGUAAUGUAUUCACCAAAAGUACAUCAUUCCUUAUAAUCCCCCUUCACCGCUUUUGCAGGAAAUCUAAGAACUAUAGUAAUUCAACAUUCAUGUAAUCACCCUGAAGUGAGUUAUAUGUUUUGUACAUAAACAGCCAGCAGGUCCCUGGAGAUAUUCUGGAUCUGAAAGUAAUGCUUAUUGACAUUGUGCUUAACAGAACAAUCUGUUUGAUUAUCAGAUGUUUUUCAUCUCUUUACAAGACAGCAGCACUACUAUGAAAGUUAAUGCUGAUAUGUGAUAAGUUAAGUUGAUAAAAUUAUAAGUUGACAGACAUGUUUAUACCAUGAGGACUCACGUAAUAAAGAUCCUAAAAGAAGAAA